AUGAGCACAAGACGUCCAAGAAGACUUUUAGCUGCGUGCCAUUCACAAAAGAUCAAGUGUUCUGGUGACAAGCCGUGUCAGACUUGUAGUUCAACAGGUAGGGCGGGUGAAUGUGAGUUUCCCGCCAACAAAGAGCGCAAGAUUCCAGUUUCUGAAAGUUAUCUAAAAAAGCUUGAAGAAGAUAGUCGAAAGCUCCAAGCCAUUGCCAGUCACAACCAAACACCAGAGACCGAAACAACCUUUACUCCCCUGAGCAAUCAACGCCUUCAAAAUGAUUACGAUCCGCCAUCACUAUCGAAAGAAGAGAGUAACCUCUUCAACCCGCUCUUCGAUAGACAACCCGAAAAGCCCAUCCAAGAACGGUCCUCCGAACCAGGCUUCAUAGGUGAAGCUUCAUGUGCAGCCUUUAGUAACCGACUCUUAUCAUGUCUCGACGACACAUAUACUCCUUCGACGGCUGGUCUAUCGAAUUAUCACCGACUCAGCACAUACACAAGGUUACCUGCGGCACAAGGCUCGGAGUUUCCAGAGCGAAUGCACGUCAAGUUACUCCUCAACGUGGCGCGACGUUUCAUUGGGAAUUACCACCCUUUGUUUCUUGAAGUCACCUUUAUGAAGGAGAUUGAUGCUGUGUAUCGAAGAGAGAUGGUACCUUCGUCGCUGUGGUUAUGCAAGUUUUAUGCUCUUAUGGCUUUGGGUGAGAUAUAUACCCAUAGAAGAGGCGUUGGGGAUAACAAUAGAGUGCCGGGAACGAAUUAUUACGUGAGAGCUGUGAGUUUAUUGCAGGAGAACCAAGAUUAUUACGAAGAGCCGUCUUUGAUGCAAGUAGAAGUCCUCACACUACUGGCAAGUAUCCUUUUUUUUUUCUGGACUUCAUUCGCCUGGGCUUCCAAUGUGUUAGGUCGCAUCCGAACAGCAUACUGCUACAGCGGCAUCGCCAUGCGUCUAGCCCAAAGUCUUGGUAUGCAUAGAUCUGCGUCACGACACACAACCCUCACACCAGUGGAACGAGAAAGUCGAACACGGACAUGGUGGGUUUUGUACUUUUUCGAUCGUUUCUCCGCAUCCAAGCUUGGCCAGCCGAUUACAGUCAGAGACGAAGAUAUAGACGUGGAAAUGCCGAGUCAGGAGGGUUUGACGAGGGAUGAGAUGGCAGACUGGCGAGAAUUAUUGGGAAUAUUUGUACAUGGUAUACUAAAACAACUUCGAGAAUGGCACGAUGAACUACGCCCCGACAUGCGCGUCAAAGAACGUGGAACUCCCAGACCGGUAGCAAGUCUUCACCUUGCAUACAACCAAUGCAUCAUACAAACGACUCGCCCCGUCCUACUGCAUCUGUUCAAGACACAGUUCCAACUUGGGCCCAAACCAAGAGACGAUGCUCCGCCUCGACAAAACGUCUCAUCCAUCACACUAGCUUUAGCAGAGAGUUGUGUUAAUGCUGCACAGGCGUCAAGUCGUAUCGUUGAAGGACUAUUCCUUGAUGGCAGCAUCGCAACGUUUGGAUAUUGGGACGCACAUCAUAUCUUUUCGGCAGCCAUGAUCCUCAUCAUGUCAGCCGUCAUGAAACCCACAGCUGUAAACUCUGAUCAUCUCGAGACAUUACUGAGUGUUUUACGCUCCUUGAAAAACGACGGAAACAUCCCAGCCGUGGACUUUUGCGAAAGAUUAUCACAUAUCCAAACUCGAGUUUCAACACUCAGAGCAACGGGUCGUUUAGAUGGUGUACCGCCUACUACAAGACCACCUUCGCCGAAUGAGAACCUCGAUUCGUCUACGGGCCAAAACCAACCGUUCCAAACACCGAUGAGCAUGGAUACAGAUUGUAAUACUGGGGUUGUUGAUUAUGAUAAUGUGGAUAUCCUAGGAAAUCCACUUAUUGGGAGCUUUUUGGAUGGGAAUCAGGUUCAAUGGCUGGAUAUUCUUUUUGCAGAGGAUGGAACGCUGAAGGAGUUUGCUUCUGAGAUUGAGGAUCAGUUUUUGUUUAGGUAG
Molecule: messenger RNA, 1992 nt
Organism: Fusarium venenatum
Lineage: Eukaryota; Fungi; Ascomycota; Sordariomycetes; Hypocreales; Nectriaceae
Source: RefSeq, a predicted model, not a curated record